AUGCUAGCGUUGUGCCGCAGCAUAUACGCCCAAACCAUCUCGGGGACUACGGCCGCCCCGAAGCAUGGUCCAGCGCGUGACGGACGACUCCCACCGGCUGCUACGGAUGCGAGACUGCCCGUACCGUGCAUCAUGCCUGUGCUCAAGGCCGCGGCAACGAGUGCCAUGGACCCAAAAGUUGCAAAUGCCCGGAAGCCAUCGGAGGAACAGGCACUCGCGAGGAUGGCCCAGAAGACCGCCGAGGUUAGAGCAGCGAGGGCAGAAAGAGAGAAGACGACGAUAACAACGGCCACAAGCACGACCACGACGAAGAUGGAGGAAGAGCAGGCCGCCGCCACAUCUCCCAGUCGUCCUGCUCCACCUCCACGACGGUCCUCAUUGGCCUCGACCCGCUCCAAGGAGAGGGCCACCGAGAAAUCAACGCCCCCGCCCCCCAGCCGACGCGUCCGUUUCCUCCUCCCCUCGAUGCCCAUCGAGAUUCCUGCCAACGAGGGACCACCCCCUCCCGUCGGCUUCAGAAAGCAUCGAUCACGCCGUGGCAGAAACGGCUCGCCGAGAGACCCCGGUCGUUCUGACCGGUUUGGAGAGGUAUUUGCACCCUCGUCCUGUCGCGCUCCAUCCUUCUUCGUGCUCAAGAUAGACCCCAAGUUCUAA
Messenger RNA from Fonsecaea monophora, 654 nucleotides. RefSeq lists its product as hypothetical. Lineage: Eukaryota; Fungi; Ascomycota; Eurotiomycetes; Chaetothyriales; Herpotrichiellaceae. The record is from RefSeq and is a predicted model, not a curated record. The transcript has a single exon. Bases 1 to 654 code for a protein of 217 amino acids.